AUGGCUGCUGCUCCGGUGGUCGUGCCGCGCAUGAAGCUGGGCUCUCAGGGGCUGGAGGUCUCGGCGCAGGGCCUCGGCUGCAUGGGCAUGUCCGCUGUCUACGGCGAGCGCAAGCCCGAGCAGGACAUGAUCGCGCUCCUCCGCCACGCCGUCGCCGCCGGCGUCACCUUCCUCGACACCUCCGACAUCUACGGCCCCCACACCAACGAGCUCUUGCUCGGCAAGGUAAUUACCAUAGGAGGGGCGAGGGAGAAGGUCCAGUUGGCCACGAAAUUCGGCAUCACGCCGGCCCGGGAGGUCCAUGGCGAUCCGGCGUACGUGCGGGCGGCGUGCGAGGGCAGCCUCGCUCGGCUCGGCGUCGACUGCAUCGACCUCUACUACCAGCACCGCAUCGACAAGAAUGUCCCCGUCGAGAUCACGAUGGGUGAGAUCAAGAAGCUAGUCCAAGAAGGAAAGGUGAAAUAUAUCGGGUUGUCGGAGGCCUCAUCAUCGACAAUAAGACGGGCACACGCAGUUCAUCCCAUCACCGCCGUUCAGCUAGAGUGGUCUCUGUGGUCAAGAGACGUUGAAGAAGAUAUAAUCCCAACUUGCAGAGAACUUGGCAUCGGAAUUGUGGCGUACAGUCCACUAGGUAGAGGUUUUCUAUCCACGGGACCUAAACUGAUGGACACAUUACCAGAGGACGAUUUCCGCAAGAAUCUCCCAAGAUUUCAGCCCGAGAACAUGGAGAAGAACGCGGCGAUAUUCGAGCGUGUGAGCGAGAUGGCUGCAAGGAAGGGUUGCACGUCGUCGCAACUCGCGCUGGCUUGGGUUCACCACCAGGGAAGCGAUGUGUGCCCCAUACCUGGCACAACCAAAGUUGAGAAUUUCAGCCAGAACGUGAGAGCAUUGUCUGUGCAGCUCACGGCUGAGGAGAUGACUGAGCUGGAAUCCUACGCCACCAUGGACGCUGUCCAUGGUGAUCGGUACCACAAUGCGUAUUUGAUGAAUCUAAACACCUGGAAGGACUCCGAGACCCCUCCCUUGUCGUCCUGGAAAGCCACUUAG
Messenger RNA from Triticum turgidum subsp. durum (durum wheat), 1047 nucleotides. The record is from the annotation of a GenBank genome assembly. NCBI's taxonomy places the organism in Eukaryota, Viridiplantae, Streptophyta, Magnoliopsida, Poales, Poaceae.